UCAAGACGGCACAACUCGACCGAGGCCGCCGCCACCAGCCCAAAGAUUGCCGGCAUCGUCGACCAGAUUUCCCAAUUGACUCUUCUCGAGACCGCAGACCUCGUCGCCAGCCUCAAGUCCCGAUUGAACAUCCCCGAUCUGCCCGUCGGCGGCUUCGCUGCCGGUCCUGCCGCGGGCGGUGCCGCCCCCGCGGCUGCUGCUGCUGAGGAGCCUGAGGAGGCCGCGCCCGCCGCCGCCGAGAAGACACUCUUCAACCUCAAGCUCGAGAAGUUCGAUGCCGCGGCCAAGGCCAAGAUCAUCAAGGAGGUCAAGAACCUGCUCGGCCUCAGCUUGGUGGACAGCAAGAAGUUUGUCGAGAGCGCGCCCAAGAUGAUGAAGGAGUCUGUACCGAAGGAGGAUGCCGAGAAGAUCAUCGCCACCAUGAAGGAGCUCGGCGCCACCGUCACCAUGGACUAA
Molecule: messenger RNA, 456 nt
Organism: Microdochium trichocladiopsis
Lineage: Eukaryota; Fungi; Ascomycota; Sordariomycetes; Xylariales; Microdochiaceae
Product: ribosomal protein L7/L12, C-terminal/adaptor protein ClpS-like protein
Exons: 2
Biological process (GO): translation
Cellular component (GO): ribosome
Molecular function (GO): structural constituent of ribosome
Source: RefSeq, a predicted model, not a curated record